Messenger RNA from Gymnodraco acuticeps, 1714 nucleotides. Its product is annotated as nuclear prelamin A recognition factor-like. Lineage: Eukaryota; Metazoa; Chordata; Actinopteri; Perciformes; Bathydraconidae. Gene Ontology annotation, molecular function: lamin binding. The record is from RefSeq and is a predicted model, not a curated record. Gene Ontology annotation, cellular component: lamin filament.
GGGAGAUCUAUCACCUGAUGGAGCAGAGGAAGGUGUCGGUGGAGGAGCUGGACUCAGUUCCACUGGACCACGUGCUGGGUGAGGCUGGAGACGCGGCGCUGCUGAGGCACGAGGGCCGAGGAUCUGAAGGAUUUCUGGAGCACAUUUUCAAACACGCUGCGAAAGAACUGUUCGGUCUGGAGGUUCAGGAGAUCACGUACAAGUCUCUGAGGAACAGGGACUUCCAGGAGGUGACUCUGGAGCGUGACGGGGAAACUUUGCUGCAGUUUGCGGCGGUUUAUGGCUUCAGGAACAUCCAGACUCUGGUUCACCGCAUGAGGAAAGGCCGCGUUCCCUACCAGCUGGUGGAGGUGCUUUCCUGCCCCGGAGGGUGUCUGAGCGGCCGGGGUCAGGCUGAGAGUGAUGGGGGGGGCCGUGUGGAUAAAGCUCUGGUGCAGCAGAUGGAGGACGCCUACAGCAGCCUGCCGGUCCGCCUGCCCGAGCUGAACCCCGUCCUGCAGACUCUGUACCGGGACUGGCUGCAGGGCCACGACUCGACACACACACACACACUGCUUCACACACACUACAGCAGCCAGACACACACACAACCCCCACACAUGCAGUGGUGAGGAGGAGGAGGAAGAUGGACCAUGUUAUCAUGAAGAACAGUGUCGGAGCAGGAAGCAGUUCCUCCGUUAGGACACUAGGGGGAGACGUAUGUGUUUAAAAAAACAGGGAGGAUUGAACUGUGCCAAAACCUGAGGAGGAACGAGGGUCCGGAGAACCAGAAAAUACUCUUAGAGAAGAUCAAUGAGGUGCAGGAGGGAAGAGGGGGUACAUUUACAGAGCAAUAAACAGCUGAGGCGUUCAGGGCCGGACGAUAUGGAUCACAGCUGAACAAUUAGUUGGCAUUUAACGAAAAAUGCAAUUUGGACUAGUUUCAUAUCCACCUUUCAGGAUGCACAAUGUGUGUUAAAGGCUAAAUAUGUGUACAAAUGUAAUUGAAGUAUUGUGGGGCUGCGCCAUGAUACAUUUAAUAUACUUUCCAACCUAAAAAAUGACCACUCCUCAAUUGCAGUAUCAGUCAAAUCGUGCGGCUUUAACAUUUAUUAUAUCAAAUAUCACUAUUCUUUUUUGACCAAAUAGCUCGAUGCCAGAAUAUAAACAUGUUUACACAAUUAGAUUAAAGCAAAAACAUCAAUCAUGUGGAUAAAAUGACUUUAAAGACAAUAAACAAAUGACUGUAAAGUAAACAAGAGACGUGUUAUUUUAAAUGACAGGAUAUGGAUCUAUAUUGCCCGGCCCACAAAUGAUGGAUGCUGAAAGAUAAUAACUAUGCAACAGAGUGAUGCUCAUCUCACCGUCUCUCAAACAUCCGUCCACACAGAAUACGAGGCAUUAUAGUUGUUGUGAAAUGGACUCCAUUCUCACUGUUUUCAUUCCACAAACGAGUGUUUUUUUAAGUUAUUUGUUUCUGUGUUUUUGUCCUUUUUUGUUUUACAGAGAUCAAACGUUUAAAGCACUAAAGUGUUCUGACAAACCAAGAGUCUGUGGAUCCUUAUUGUUUACGUGUGUGCUGCUGGUUACUUAUGAAAGUCCCUAAGGUCUUGAAAUCCAGCUCUGGAGAUCCUCCAGCAUGUUCUUCUUUAAUGCUGUGAAUGCCACAAAAGAAAUUCCAGUGAUUGUGUAUUUGAAAAGUGUUUUAUAUAAUAAUAAUAAUCCUUACAUUUAU